Messenger RNA from Acaulospora morrowiae, 1758 nucleotides. The record is from the annotation of a GenBank genome assembly. Lineage: Eukaryota; Fungi; Glomeromycota; Glomeromycetes; Diversisporales; Acaulosporaceae.
AUGCCUAGUCCCCUCAAAUUAUUAUCAUUAUCUUUUCUUCGAAGUAUUCAUAAGCAACAAAUGACGGAAAUGGAUAAUCAUGUAAAAAGUCUCGGAGAUGAAUUAAGACGAUCAAGAAGAGAGCUGGACGAGUUAAAGCAAAAUGUCACAAAAGUUCAAGAAAAUUAUAGACAGUUGUUAGAUGAGAAAGCAAAAUUACAAAAGGAAAUACUCGAAUUAGUGAAAAAGAAAAGUCAAGAGUUGGAGAAGGAUCAGUGGGAAAAAGAAAACCGAGAGUUGAUCAAAGAGGAAGAGCAGUGGAAAAAGGGGAAACAAAGGUUGAUCGAAGAUAUAGAGCAGUGGGAAAAGGGGAAACAAAGGUUGAUCGAAGAUAAAGAGCAGUGGGAAAAGGAGAAGCGUAAGUUGAUCGAAGAGAAAGAGCAAUGGGAAAAAGAAAAGCGAAGGUUGAUCGAGGAGAAAGAGCAGUGGGAAAAAGAGGAGAGAAAGUUGAUCGAAGAGAAGGAGCAAUGGGAAAAAGAGGAGAGAAAGUUGAUCGAAGAGAAGGAGCAAUGGGAAAAAGAAAGGCAAAUGUUGAUCGAAGAGAAAGAGCAAUGGGAAAAAGGAAAACAAGAGUGGACCAAAGAGAAAGAGCAGUGGAAAAAGGAAAAGCAAGAUUUAAUCAAAGGGAAAGAGCAGUGGGAACAAUGGGAACAGUGGGAAAAUGAAAAACAGAGUAUGGAAAAACAUAUAGAGACUUUAGAACAACACGAAAAAACGCAAAAGGAAACUUUCAUGCAAAAGUUUCAAGAAUUAAAGGAGGUCUAUAGUAAGAAAAUAGAUGCUUUGAUUCAAAGGUUGGAUGAAAAAGGGAGUGAUUUACGUGAAUUAGAAGAGAAAACUGACGAGUUCCAAAGGAAAGUAAUUAGAUAUCAAUCAUCACUUGAUGUUCCAACGAACGUUCGCCUAGGUGACAAUGACUGGAACCAUCCGGUUCAAUUAAAACGCGAUAUUGAAAAUCUACAAAACAUAUUGGAAAAUUAUGUAACACAUUUGAAACCUAAUAUGAAUAUCGACGUUAAAAAAGUACGAAUGCUUGCAAAGGAGUAUGAUUGCAUAAACGAAAUUACCGAAGAAAAUCUAAAUAAGCCCUUCAUUAAAACAAUUUUACAACGCAAGGCAUUAGACCUAGUGUUAUCUUAUCAGCCAGAGUUACUUAACCAGCAAGGAAAAGACUACGCACUUGAAACAGAUAUUGAAAUGAAAAUGAAAGAAUUAUUAGAUCUAAUAAAUGCGUUAUCAAAAACUCGCAAACGAAAUGAUAAAGUAGUCGACACGACGGUAAUAAAGAUACGCCAGCAAGUUUAUGGGGUUCUGGGUAAUUAUGGAUUUAACGAUAUAAUCCGUGAUAAUAAACCCUAUUUGCACGACCUCAUUCAUCGUAUUAGCAAGAAACUUAAUGCCAUAAUGAGUGAAUAUCGUAAGAUUAACGAUGUUAAUAUGAAAACCCGAGUCGAAUCGAUGGCGCCAAAACUUGUUCGAGAUAUUUGUAAAUUAUUUUGGUUUCGCGUAAACGUUCAAGAGCCUACAAUAGAAAUCUUUUUUUUUCCUAAGGAUACUAUAAUUGAUCAAAAUAUGAUGGAGGGAAAAUGGAAUGACGAUGAAACUAAUCAAUCAAGUGUAGAUGUUUGUUAUUUUCCAAUGUUUAUAUCAGGUAUGCAAUCCUCGGAUAGAAAAAUACACGCGCCCGCAAGAGUUUUUCCACAAAAAAAUUUAAUUUAG